AUUAUGCCGAUGUCCACGGCUGGUUGUCUUAUGAUGGAACGUUCUGUGAACCUAGAUAUCAGAUAAAGGGAAAAAUCCUCAUCGAGUGGAUCUGCGUAGCCUGGGUACACAGCAAGUUUCACCCGGUGGAAAUGAAAUCAGAUACCAGGAUAGGGUGGCUUAAAUGACAAAGUACACGUUGUAUGAGUGCCCCGAAAUGCGACAGCUACUACGACAACUAACCAACAUGCCAUACCACUGAUUCCCUGGAAUGCUCAUCAAGUCCCACCCCGUACACCCAUAGCGUUAUCAUCGCUUACUGGUUCAAAAGCCAGACAAAUGUCAACCAUAGAACGCGCCAAAGAUCACACCCCAGAUCCAUUGGCUGCCCUGCAUGAAGCUUUUAAUGAUGUUUGUGUUACUUCAUACCAUCAUCAUCAUCCUGGCGGCACCUGCAGGAUCUAAUACGGCACGACGGCUAUCUAUUGCCGGGUCCUCUGUCACCAUGAAUUUGCUGUCCAGGACGCAGGGGAAUUACCCAGAUUCUUCUUCUAUAGGAAGUAGUCGUGACUUUAUGACUUUUGCCUCGGAUACGCUGGAGUCUGGAAGUACGGCUUCUGCACCUGCCGAAGCCGCAGGAUCGGUGACCAGCAUAAUGCCUGCGCCGCCGACCGUGACCAAGCCUCCCUUGCUCACUGUACCUAGUACAGCAAACAAUGACUCAGGAAUAUCCAAUACUUGUACGCUCAGAAGGUUCAACAUCGACGAAACCUCUUUGAAAGUAUGCAUGGUCGGGGUAAUCCUAGCAGCAUCUUUUGCAGGCAUAGGACUUAUCAUUGUCAGCCUGCUUACCUGUUCUGUGGGCAGAUGUAUAAAACAGUACCGCACACAAUGCUUGCGCGUUGGGAACUGUGACUACUUGCACUCCUGUUGCAUGCAAACAUUGUGCGGCCAUCGAGUUAAGGCGUAGCUUUGCUACGCCUCUCUGCAUGCGUGAUGCUGGCAAAUUGGCACGUCCUGGUGAAACGCAACACCACAGUGUGGAAUUCUAGUUAAAAUGAACGUCAUAGCGUUAUGCACUACAUCGGUAAAUUAAUUUCAUGGUUUCGGGAUUACUAUAACUUUGUGUCGUACACACCUGUAUCAUAAUAUGCAGCGAGUGA
Suillus bovinus is the source of this 1142-nucleotide messenger RNA. RefSeq lists its product as uncharacterized. The transcript is spliced from 4 exons. Bases 374 to 949 code for a protein of 191 amino acids. NCBI's taxonomy places the organism in Eukaryota, Fungi, Basidiomycota, Agaricomycetes, Boletales, Suillaceae. The record is from RefSeq and is a predicted model, not a curated record.